UGUGAAAACAGUUGAGUUUGCUUAACAAGCAGCUGUCUACACAAGAUGAAGUUCUGCAUCCUACUCAUGAUUGGGACCCUGAUUGUCCUCAUUGACGGUAUGCCGCCAAUCAGCAGGGACUACAACACGCACUGUCGGUGCCUGCAGGUGGAGUCGAGGAUCAUCCCUCCCGACAGCCUGAGGAGCAUCAAGCUUUUCCCUGAAGGGCCCCACUGCCCAGACACUGAGGUCAUAGCUGGACUGUCGAAUGGGGAGAAAGUGUGCUUGAAUCCUCGGUCCUCCUGGGUGAAGAAACUAGUCCACUUCGUUUUGGAGAGACAAUUACAUCAGCAGGGAGGAGCAUUUCACAAGAAUCGAGGAUAAAGAGAAGUUCCAAAUUUAAAUUGAGUGUUGCAAAAUGAGAAGUAAAAGCAGUAGCUCCUUCGUGCAACACUGAGUCAUACUGUUUUUAAUUUGUUAUAAAUUACUAAAAAACACAUUAUUGAAUCCAGUUUUUAGAUCUUAAAUAACAAAAGACCAAAUCUGUUCUGGUUUCCGUUAUAUGUUUCAACUUUUUUUGACAUUCUUUUCAAAAUGUUAAUAUUUUAUACACAUUUACAAAAUCACACACAGUCAGAUGUGCUUGAAAGUGAUUAAAACUAAAAAAAAAUUGUUUUGUUUGUUUGUUAUUUUUGAGCAUAAGAUAUUUAUAAAAAAGUGAAGUUUGACUUUGUAUGUUUGUAUUUCAGUUCUCUGUCUAGGAAGAUUGAUUGCAUAAUCAUCUGAAUGCUGAUACUGUAUCGCUACGUGUAGUAGAACUCGCUGCUUCCUGUGCGGUCUGUACAGUUUAUAUGAUUCUUAUCGCUAGGUGUAGUCUGGAGAUUGCAGAUUACAAACACUGCAAACAUGAAUUUACACCUUGCCACAAUCUGAACAGAAGCUCCUUUGGUUUUCAUUAAGCUGCUGUAAAAUCAGACCAGACCUCAAUAAACUUCAGUAUAUUCAAAACUCUGCUGCCUGACUCCUCACUCGAACCCAUUUUAAUGACCAC
Molecule: messenger RNA, 1030 nt
Organism: Scomber japonicus (chub mackerel)
Lineage: Eukaryota; Metazoa; Chordata; Actinopteri; Scombriformes; Scombridae
Gene: cxcl19
Product: chemokine (C-X-C motif) ligand 19
Exons: 3
Coding region: 46-363 (105 amino acids)
Biological process (GO): antimicrobial humoral immune response mediated by antimicrobial peptide; neutrophil chemotaxis; chemokine-mediated signaling pathway
Cellular component (GO): extracellular region
Molecular function (GO): CXCR chemokine receptor binding; chemokine activity
Source: RefSeq, a predicted model, not a curated record